GAAAGGAGAGCCUGAUCUUGCUAGUAUACAUUUUAUACAGUAAAAGUACAGUAAGUGUCCCUCGGUGCGACUUUAGUUGUCCUUAGUCUCUGUACGUUGGUCGUUGUUAUGAGCCUUCCAACACUGUUUGAAUUGCUCCAUCUAUGAUACUGUCAGUUCAGGUCUAUGACAACAUAAAGAGCAAUGUGAUAAAGGAUCUCGAAAUAAAUAAAAUAGAUAGAAUUGGAUUGGAUUGGAUUGGAUUUUUGACACUCACUUCUGCCGCACAUGCGCGCCAAUCCUUCUUUUCAAAGUAGCAGUCCGUCAUUUUUGCGUUCUCAUCUGAAUUGGUGAUGCCUGUUAGCAAGCCCUUUUCUCAACAAAACGAUUGAUGAGCGGGUAGUUGAGGUGUAGACAUAUAGAACCUCGUAGAGGUCAUGUAUCUUCCUUUAUAGUUUGCAAUUGAUUUUGUAUGAAAGCAGAGACUCACCCGCGCAUCCAGUGCUAAAGAUCCGCUUGUCCCUUCAUCAGCGGUUAGCAAAGGCCUCGGCUUUCGGUGUCCCAACGGAAAAGAGCGCUCACUCACCAUUCAUCGGGCUCAUCGUCGUCUUCUUGUGUGCUCUGCUGAGCGUUACUCUCUUCUUUUGUCAUAAUUUCGACUGGUCUCUUGUUGGAAAAUUGUGGUGAUUGAGUCUUGCGUGUUAUCGUUGAAAGAGGUUAAAGGUGGUUCGAGGCGGAGAUUUGGUUGAGGCGAGAUCCAGCAAAAGUCAAGUGUCAAGACCACACGAAAAACUACGAUAUCAGCAGGAUCAGCCAUAUACGAACCAUGGCGCCAGCAAAGCUCAAUGUGCUUGUUUACACAGGCAUUGGCACCACAGUUGAGUCAGUGCGGCAUUGUAUCUGGUCCCUCCGCCGUCUUCUCGGCCCCAACUACGCCGUCAUUCCCAUUACAGAGAACAUCAUCCUCAAAGAACCAUGGCAAGCAACAUGCGCGCUCCUCGUCUUUCCAGGCGGUGGCGAUCUCGGCUACUGCCAGGCACUGAAUGGUGAGGGAAAUCGUCGUAUCGGCGACUAUGUUCGCCGAGGAGGCUCUUAUCUAGGCUUCUGUGCUGGGGGCUACUACGGGACACAGAAGUGUGAGUUCGAGGUGGGAAACAAGUCCAUGGAGGUUGUUGGACGAAGAGAGCUAGGGUUCUUCCCGGGGACCUGUCGAGGUGGUGCGUUCAAAGGCUUUGAGUAUCGGAGUGAAACGGGAGCGAGGGCUGUGCGUUUGACGGUACCAAAGGGUGCCUUUGAACAGGAGGUUGCGUCUGAAAUCAUAUCUUACUAUAACGGAGGAGGUGUUUUUGUUGAUGCUCCUUCGGUCAAGGACAGAAAGGUCGAGGUUCUCGCUACUUACGAUGAGGAGCUUGAUGUCGACGGUGGCGAUGGAAAAGCAGCAGUUAUUCUUUGCACAGUCGGAGAUGGCAAAGCUUUGCUUACUGGCCCUCACCCCGAGUUCGCUGCGGCCAACUUGAAUCCUCAGCCAAGCGUCCCUGGGUAUGAUGAUUUGGUCACCAGACUAGCAGACGCCGACAAGGACCGGGCCGCUUUUCUCAAGGCAUGUCUCACAAAGCUCGGCCUUGAGGUCAGCCCUCACGACACAGGUGUUCCGUCACUCUCUCAUCUUCACCUCUCCUCCAUCACCGACACAGGCGUAUCGGAGCUACUGACUGACUGGAGCGACAUCAUCAACAAGGAGAACGGCGAAGAAUGGAUCCGAGCGGAAACAGACACCUUUCACAUCCAGAAUGAAGAUACAGUCUGGAGUCUCGAAGGGCUUCAGCAAUCUCUGACAGAGACAACGGAUUCCAACGUCUCUGAAAAUGGCAGCAUUGACUACAGCAAGAUCAUCAAGAAGAUAUUUCCUCACGAGAAGGGUCUUCCUCAUCCCAAGCUUACACCACAUUUCAACCAUGGUCUUUUCUUUUCAAGCCUGAAGCGUUAUCGGCAAAUUGAGCCAACUGCUCGAGCAUGGGGUGACUUGCUCAUGUAUGGCGAAGUUGUCACAAGUACAAAUACAAUGCUUGAGAAGAACCCUAAGCUCAUGCCGAAACUCCCAAGCGGCUUCACAGUCUCAGCUACAACCCAAGUUGCUGGUCGUGGUCGUGGCUCCAACGUCUGGAUUGCUCCUCCUGGAAUGCUCAUCUUCUCGACUGUAAUCAAUCAUGCAGCCCAUCUCGCUGUGACUCGUCCUGUAGUAUUUAUUCAGUAUAUCACGGCUAUUGCCAUGGUUGAGGCAGUGCAGUCUUAUGAUCGUGGCUACGAGAACAUUCCCAUCAAGUUAAAGUGGCCCAACGACAUUUAUGCCCUUGAUCCUACAAAGUCACAAGAGAAACCGCACUAUGUCAAAGUCGGUGGUAUUCUCUCGCAGUGUCUCUAUUUCGACGGUAACUACCAAAUCAUCCUCGGCGUAGGCCUCAAUACUAUCAACCCUCGCCCAACAAUCUCCAUAUCCGACCUCGUUCCCUCAGGGGCACCAGAACUUCACCUUGAAACCCUCCUAGCACGCGUUCUCACACGUAUCGAAGCCAUCUACGCUCAAUUCCUUCGAGAGGGGUUCUCAGCUGAUCUUGAAGCCCGUUACUACCGCCACUGGUUACACACAAGACAAGACGUCACUCUCGAGGCAGAAGGUGGUGUCAAGGCUCGUGUGGUGGGAAUUACGCGGGACUGGGGAAUGUUGAAGGUUGAAGAGACGGAUGCUAGAGGGAGGUCGACAGGGAAGAUAUGGGCAUUGCAAAGUGAUGAGAAUAGCUUUGAUUACUGGAAGGGCCUGGUCAGGAGGAAGAUGUGAGAAUACGCAUAUGGUAUCGAAGCGCUGGGAGUAGGCAGAUAUGCUUAGCCAAUACAAGUCAUAAAUAUCAUCCUCUGCUUGCUCACCAAUUAGAUCACACCAUCUUUGGAUUGUUAAUAAUCGAGGCUCGGG
Molecule: messenger RNA, 2947 nt
Organism: Fusarium verticillioides 7600
Lineage: Eukaryota; Fungi; Ascomycota; Sordariomycetes; Hypocreales; Nectriaceae
Exons: 5
Coding region: 806-2815 (669 amino acids)
Biological process (GO): protein modification process
Cellular component (GO): cytoplasm
Molecular function (GO): biotin--[biotin carboxyl-carrier protein] ligase activity
Source: RefSeq, a predicted model, not a curated record